Dipodomys spectabilis (banner-tailed kangaroo rat) is the source of this 982-nucleotide messenger RNA. It is a transcript of the gene Slx9, whose product is annotated as SLX9 ribosome biogenesis factor. The coding region runs from base 1 to 657 and encodes 218 amino acids. NCBI's taxonomy places the organism in Eukaryota, Metazoa, Chordata, Mammalia, Rodentia, Heteromyidae. Gene Ontology annotation, cellular component: preribosome, small subunit precursor; nucleolus; 90S preribosome. The transcript is spliced from 7 exons. Gene Ontology annotation, biological process: maturation of SSU-rRNA from tricistronic rRNA transcript (SSU-rRNA, 5.8S rRNA, LSU-rRNA). The record is from RefSeq and is a predicted model, not a curated record.
AUGGGGAAGGUGCGGGGGCUGCGCGCCCGCGUGCACCAGGCCGCCGUGCGGCCCCGCGGGGAGCCCGCGCCGGGCGCCGCGCUGCCGGCCGCGGAGCCGGCCCUCCCGCAGGCCUCGGCGGGCGCGGCCGGGGGGAAGGACUGGGCAUUCGUCCAUACGGACAUCUUUGCCAAGACUCAGAUAGACCCCGGGGCCUUGGUGCAGAAGCUGGAGCUGGACCAGAAGAGUGUGGUCUCCCUGAAGAGAGGUUCGGAGGCAAAGGUCAUUUUGCCUAAGAAGGAGAAACUGAGGCUGCGGCGUGAACGAUGGCUGCAGAAAAUUGAAGCCAUAAAGUUGGCUGAGAAGAAGCUGAGAGAAGAGCGGAAACGCAGGGCCACGGUGGUCGUGGGGGACCUGCACCCCCUGAGGGAUGCCCUGCCUGAGCUGCAGGAACUGGAGGCUGGCGGCCGGCGACCAACCGGAAGCAGGGAGGCCCGCAAGCCUAGGCCAGCAGAGCUCAGCCGCAUGAGUGCAGCCCAGAGACAGAGACUGCUCGAAGAAGAAAGGAUCCGGUUUCAGGAGCUUCUGGCCAGCCCGGCCUAUAGAGCCAGCCCCCUGCUGGCCAUCGGGCAGCAGCUAGCUCAGCAGAUGCAUCUGGAAGGUGGUAGCCGGUUCUGACCAGAGGAGACACGGCGCAGACACACGCAGACUCGAUCUCUACACACUUAGCCCCUUGUGGAUAGAGCAGCCGUCCUCUGGAGUUCCUGACAAACCCACGUGUAAGUGGGACACAGCCUGUCCGGAAGCCGGAGGCAGAUGGCGAUGACCACUGCAUGCUCCUCUGCAGAGCCCAGGGCCGCUUGGGAUGUGCUGGUUGUGUGCAGGCCGGUGGGGGAGGCGAGCGAACUGGUAGCAGAUCCGAGUGGACCACUGUGGAUUUUGUGUGUUUUCUGGUCUUUGUAGGAUAACAUGAAUGACUUGGCAAUAAACAAGCGGGAAAGUG